Lepus europaeus (European hare) is the source of this 1857-nucleotide messenger RNA. It is a transcript of the gene USF1, whose product is annotated as upstream transcription factor 1. Gene Ontology annotation, molecular function: RNA polymerase II cis-regulatory region sequence-specific DNA binding; DNA-binding transcription factor activity, RNA polymerase II-specific; protein dimerization activity. The transcript is spliced from 11 exons. Lineage: Eukaryota; Metazoa; Chordata; Mammalia; Lagomorpha; Leporidae. Bases 267 to 1199 code for a protein of 310 amino acids. Gene Ontology annotation, biological process: regulation of transcription by RNA polymerase II. The record is from RefSeq and is a predicted model, not a curated record.
ACUUCCGCCCCUCACCAACAUGGCCCCGGGCCGGGAGUGCGCAUGAGCAGCUGUCUAUGGAGAGACUCGGGUCGGGAGAGGGAGAACACGGUCGGGGGGAGAUCGGCGGCUGAGGCGGCCUGGGCCGUCUAGGGAGGCUGUUCAGCCCAACACUCACUGCAAACUCCGUGAUUUCUACCAGGACUUAGUAUUCAGGCCUGUGAAUCAGGAGAUACGAAGACUCCAAAAAAAGGACCAGUUCCUCGGAUGUGCCCCCUCACAGAGAGAUGAAGGGGCAGCAGAAAACAGCUGAAACGGAAGAGGGGACAGUGCAGAUUCAGGAAGGUGCAGUAGCUACUGGGGAGGACCCAACCAGUGUGGCUAUCGCCAGCAUCCAGUCAGCUGCCACCUUCCCUGACCCCAACGUCAAGUACGUCUUCCGAACUGAGAAUGGGGGCCAGGUGAUGUACAGGGUGAUCCAGGUGUCUGAAGGGCAACUGGAUGGCCAGACUGAGGGUACCGGCGCCAUCAGUGGCUACCCUGCCACUCAGUCCAUGACCCAGGCCGUGAUCCAGGGUGCUUUCACCAGUGAUGAUACGGUUGACACAGAGGGGACAGCUGCUGAGACGCACUAUACUUACUUCCCCAGCUCUGCAGUGGGAGAUGGGGCAGGAGGUACCACAUCGGGGAGUACAGCUGCUGUUGUUACUACCCAGGGCUCAGAGGCACUACUGGGGCAGGCAACCCCUCCUGGCACUGGUCAGUUCUUUGUGAUGAUGUCACCACAGGAAGUGUUGCAGGGGGGAAGCCAGCGCUCCAUCGCCCCUAGGACCCACCCGUAUUCCCCGAAGUCAGAGGCCCCCCGGACGACUCGGGAUGAGAAACGCAGGGCUCAGCACAACGAAGUGGAGCGCCGCCGCCGAGACAAGAUCAACAACUGGAUUGUGCAGCUGUCUAAGAUCAUCCCAGACUGCUCCAUGGAGAGCACCAAGUCUGGCCAGAGUAAAGGUGGGAUCCUGUCCAAAGCUUGUGAUUACAUCCAGGAGCUUCGGCAGAGUAACCACCGGUUGUCUGAGGAGCUGCAGGGGCUCGACCAGCUGCAGCUGGACAAUGAUGUGCUUCGACAGCAGGUGGAAGAUCUUAAAAACAAGAACCUGCUGCUGCGGGCUCAGCUGCGGCACCACGGAUUGGAAGUCGUCAUCAAGAACGACAGCAACUAACCAUGGGGAUGUGGGGGCUUUGGGCCCGGGAACUGCAGCUAGCCCAGGAGCAACAGGCCAAUCCCACGCCCCUUUCCUUCACUGCCCACUUCCCGGCCUGGGCCUGGGGGGAGUUCGGAAGCCGUGUCUCUGAACUGAGGCCCUGCGCCAUGGCAGACCGCAGUGGUGGGAAACACACAGUGUGGACCUGCCCUGACCGCCUUGCCCACCCCCUCGCCAUGCAGCCCCCCGGGCCCUUGUGCUCCUCUUGCACAAUGCAUGUGCUGUCCCCACGCCGGAGACUGGACACACGGAGCCGGGGGGAGGGGGCCUGCCCUGCGCUUGCCUAGAGUGCCCAGCAGAGGACCUGCUGACCGAGAGCUCUGGUUUGCCACGGGCCUCGGGCGCUUCCAUUGGUCCCUUUCCUGGAGCUGAGGUUCAGCUUUGUACUCGGCGGCUCUGAGGAACAGGCUCAAGUAAGAAGUGGGGUUAGGAUGCUCAGCAGUGGCUGCUGUCCCACAAAGAGGAGGCUAGCCAGCAAGCAGUACGGCCUAUGCAGAAGUCUCUGGAGCCAGGGAGGACAGCAGGCAAGGCCCACUUAGGGCCUUCCCCCUCGUGGGGUGGUUUUGUUCCUUUUUUUUUUUUUUUUUUUUUAAAGAUAAAAUUGUUCAGAGCCACA